Molecule: messenger RNA, 139 nt
Organism: Cetraspora pellucida
Lineage: Eukaryota; Fungi; Glomeromycota; Glomeromycetes; Diversisporales; Gigasporaceae
Source: the annotation of a GenBank genome assembly
AUGGAUAUUGACACUACUCAAAAUAUAAAAAUGAAUAUGGAUUCUAAAAAGAGAAAAAUAGAUAUGGAUUCUAAAAAAAGAAAAAUGGAUAUUGAUUCUAAAAAGAGAAAAAUGGAUAUGAAUAGUAGUGAUAUAGAAG